Messenger RNA from Rhinichthys klamathensis goyatoka, 1180 nucleotides. It is a transcript of the gene mgll, whose product is annotated as monoglyceride lipase. Gene Ontology annotation, cellular component: membrane. The transcript is spliced from 8 exons. The record is from RefSeq and is a predicted model, not a curated record. Gene Ontology annotation, molecular function: lipase activity. Lineage: Eukaryota; Metazoa; Chordata; Actinopteri; Cypriniformes; Leuciscidae. The coding region runs from base 142 to 1044 and encodes 300 amino acids.
CAGUGCGAGAAACAACAGCAGACUGAGCGCCGCUGUCAACCAUCGGCUCCGAUAACCGGACCACUAACUGGAAAAGUUGACUUGAUUUCUGUCUCCAGCAUUCCGUCUAUAGCAGGUUCAGACUCAGCCCUCAGCGGGGACAUGCCGGAACCCGAAGGGACUCGUCGGUCACCACAAGGUGUCCCUUACACCGAACUGCCGCACAUCGUCAACGCCGACGAGCUGCACUUGUUCUGCCGUUACUGGGAGCCCGACAGUCCGCCGAAGGCGCUGGUGUUUGUUGCCCAUGGAGCAGGAGAGCACUGUGGGGGAUAUGCUGACAUUGCUCACAGUCUGACCCAGCAUGGCAUUCUGGUGUUCGCCCACGACCACGUUGGUCAUGGGCAAAGUGAAGGUGAGAGAAUGGAUAUCAAAAACUUCCAGAUUUACAUCAGAGACUCACUUCAGCACAUUGACAUCAUGAAGGGCCGGUACCCCAAGCUGCCUGUCUUCAUCAUUGGACACUCAAUGGGAGGGGCCAUUUCCAUUCUGACCGCAUGUGAGAGGCCGCAGGAUUUUGCAGGUGUGGUUCUCAUUGCUCCAAUGGUUCAAAUGAAUGCUGAAUCUGCUACACCCUUCAAGGUUUUCGUGGCAAAAAUUCUAAGCCGUUUGACUCCAAAACUCUCUCUCGGCUCGAUCGAGUCAAGAUGGGUCUCACGGGAUCCCAAACAGGUGGAGGCAUAUGACACAGAUGAGCUAAAUUAUCACGGAGGGCUGCGCGUCUCAUUCGGAAUGCAGCUGAUGGAUGCGGCUACUCGCAUUGAGAGAGAAUUACCCAACAUCACGUGGCCCUUCUUUAUUCUCCAUGGCGACGCCGACAAGCUUUGUGACAUCAGAGGCUCUCAACUGAUGUAUAACGAGGUCAAGAGCACUGAUAAAAAACUGAAGGUAUAUGAAGAAGCCUACCAUGCCCUGCAUCAUGACUUACCCGACACAGUUGAGUCUGUCUUAAAGGAGGUGAGCACCUGGAUCCUGGAGAGACUCCCCACCCCUCAUGGGUCUUAGCUGUCAAUCACCGCAUGCACACUUGCCUAAGCCCCGCCCUCUAUCAAAUCUUUCAUCUCUACUGACUAAGGGAUGUCUGAUUGCACUACAUGCCAACAAAACUACCCUCAUUAAAAUUACCUAGGUGAUGUAAGAG